CCGCAUUGAUUCAUAACAGACAAGAAGUCAUUCAAUUCACCCAUUCUCAUAUUCCUUUCCUGAGCACCAGCCAUCUUAAUUAUCUAUCAUCACACAAUGGACCGUUCUAACAAGCCUUCCGCCAUUGGGGUGGGUGCUUCCAUCCCUCAGCCAACGGUCAAUUUCCACGACAACACAGUCCAGGCCACUUUGCCUAGCGGCGAGUCGGUCACCGUCCACUUAUACGGAGCGACCGUCACUUCCUGGAAGCUCGCCAACGGCAAGGAGCAAUUGUUCGUCAGCGAAAAGGCUCACCUGGAUGGUUCCAAGCCCAUCCGUGGUGGAAUCCCUGUCGUCUUCCCGGUCUUCGGUCCUCCCCCUUCGAACCACGCUACAUCCUCCCUCCCGCAGCACGGCUUCGCACGGAACUCGAACUGGGAGUUUCUCGGCAAGUCCUCGUCCGAGUCUCUCGGCAAGGACCGCAAGAAGGGAGAUGACGCAGUCAAGCUGGACUUUGGCCUGUCGCACCCGAUGUUGAGCGAGGAGUUCCAGAAGGCGUGGCCUUACCAGUUUGGUCUGGUGUAUAGUGUCACUCUGACCAAGGAGGGUCUGGAAACCUUCCUGCAGGUACAAAACAAGGGAGAGCAGAACUUCGAGUUCCAGGUUCUGCUGCACACAUACCUGAGCGUUGAGGACAUCUCGCAAGUCCGCGUUAAGAACCUCCAAUCCAAGGAGUAUGCCGAUAAGACCCAGGGUGGCUCAAUCCAGACCGAAACCUCCUCCGCGGUUGAGAUCAACAAGGAAACCGACCGGGUGUACAAGUCGCUCGACCCAAAGGUCCCGGUCGAGGUCACCACGGUCUCUGAUGACAAACCCCUGUUCUCCAUCACCCGGGAAGCCCUAACGGAUGUUGUGGUAUGGAACCCCUGGAUCGAAAAGGCCAAGGGAAUGGCCGACUUCGGGCCGGAUGAGGCCUACAAGAACAUGAUCUGUGUCGAAGCCGGCUCUGUCGCUGGCUGGCAGACUUUAGAAGCGGGAGAGUCCUGGGAGGGCGGCCAGACGAUCCGGCCGAGGCUAUGAUUUGCCUGAUUCUGCUACUUGAUUGAUACAUUGAUGCAGUGACGAGCGAGCUGAGUCACGCAUGAAGAUAGAAGAUUAAUAUGCCAUGACAGUGUACCUGAGUCAGUCUAUGCCUCGUGUGGUACCAAUGUACCCGGAGAGGGUUUCUUAAGCAAUACCCUUAGCUGACCUUGUGAACUCUGAUCGAGAUAUAAUUUUGUCCAAAGGGUUCGAAGAGACGAUAUGUGAUGAAUGACUUAGAUAGAUUGCCUCGCCCACUGAAGUUCACGAGCAUGAAGAACUGUCAUGCGACGGUGGAACAUUGCUCAAGGUAUGUUAAGUUGGGAAUACG
Messenger RNA from Aspergillus saccharolyticus JOP 1030-1, 1390 nucleotides. Its product is annotated as D-hexose-6-phosphate mutarotase. The transcript is spliced from 3 exons. The record is from RefSeq and is a predicted model, not a curated record. Gene Ontology annotation, molecular function: carbohydrate binding; isomerase activity. The coding region runs from base 97 to 1059 and encodes 320 amino acids. Gene Ontology annotation, biological process: carbohydrate metabolic process. Lineage: Eukaryota; Fungi; Ascomycota; Eurotiomycetes; Eurotiales; Aspergillaceae.